AUGCCUUUGCAAUUUUUAUGCUGCGGCCAGAGAGACAAAUCCCAGCAGUUUUCGACCCUCCCCCGCACCAAGAACACCUCAAUGCCUCGAGCAGCGACGGAGACGAAGCCUUCGGCCCUCCCCACCGCCGAACCAUCCUCAGCGGCUGAGGUGGAGGUUUCGACCCUCCCAACCAUCAAGAACACCUCGGCACCCGCCGCAGCGCCGGAGGCACUGCAGGCCAUGCCGCCGGGACCAGUGGUCCCCUCGCCCACCGCGGAACCCGCCGUAGCGGCCCCGGUACCUCACCAGCCUCCGCUGUCACUUUUCAGCGACUUGCUAGCACAGCGGUCAGCACCUUCGCUCGACUUGCUCCCGGGCGACAUCAUCCACGAGGUGAUACGGACGCUGUUCCUGCGGCCGACGCCCCAGGAACUGGCGAGCUUCCUGCACGCCGUGCCGAUGGCGUACCGUAUCUUUAAGCAGUACGGUAUGGCCGCCCUCAUUCGCCGCACCGCGGUGCUGGUCAGGGAGCUCGAGGACUUGAUGAAAGUAGUCAGGUGCCUCCUGCAUAGUUGGAACCUUCCAACGCCCGAGAUGGAUGAGCGCUGUAAGAGGGUUGAGAAGUGGCUCCGGGUGUGGAUUCCGUGGGCGAGGAGGGCGAUCCAAUGGACGAAGGAGGGGGCGAAGAGGGGGGUGCUGUUGGAGGGGGUUGCUGGAGAGGGGCCGGCACCCGAUAGAGAGAAGAGCGAGGAGGGGGACAGCGACGCAUAA
Messenger RNA from Tricharina praecox, 753 nucleotides. RefSeq lists its product as uncharacterized. The transcript has a single exon. The record is from RefSeq and is a predicted model, not a curated record. Lineage: Eukaryota; Fungi; Ascomycota; Pezizomycetes; Pezizales; Pyronemataceae. Bases 1 to 753 code for a protein of 250 amino acids.